Molecule: messenger RNA, 300 nt
Organism: Aegilops tauschii subsp. strangulata
Lineage: Eukaryota; Viridiplantae; Streptophyta; Magnoliopsida; Poales; Poaceae
Source: RefSeq, a predicted model, not a curated record
AUGGACGAGGAUGAGGAGGACGACGAGGAAGGUGUGGACGAGGACGACGAGGAAGGCAUGGAAGAGGAUGAGGAGGGCGAUGAGGAAGGUGUGGACGAGAACAACGAGGAAGGCGUGGAUGAGGAUGACGAGGACGACGAGGAAGAUGAGGCGUAUGUGGAGUCCAACCGGCGCUUCCUCCGGGAAGAGCAGGCGAAGACCGAUGUGCUCUUCGACAAGCUGGAUGCAGAGCAGGAGGCGGAGGCCAACGACGCCGAUGUCAGAAUGGAGAUAGUGGACAUCUCCGACGAUGGGGAGUAG